This is a messenger RNA of Cylicostephanus goldi, 254 nucleotides long. NCBI's taxonomy places the organism in Eukaryota, Metazoa, Nematoda, Chromadorea, Rhabditida, Strongylidae. The record is from the annotation of a GenBank genome assembly.
AUGCCACUUGAAAGAUCUCUUUUUUUCUUUCGUCCUAUUCUAGAAAAAACCAGCGAUCCAUUUUUUCAUUCGAUAGCUUCAGAAUUUGCUGGUGUCGUUGUUGCCUUCGUUGUUGUCGCCGAUGUUGUUGUCGCUCUUGUUGUUGUAGCUGGUGUUGUUGUUGCUGAUGCUCUUGUUGUUGUCGUUGGCGUUGUGGUUGAUGUUGUAGUUGUAGUCGAGUUUGAUGUAGUUGUUGACGGAGCAUUACGGUAACA